This is a messenger RNA of Carcharodon carcharias (great white shark), 5784 nucleotides long. RefSeq names its product polyadenylate-binding protein-interacting protein 2-like. The transcript has 5 exons. Lineage: Eukaryota; Metazoa; Chordata; Chondrichthyes; Lamniformes; Lamnidae. Gene Ontology annotation, cellular component: cytoplasm. Bases 157 to 543 code for a protein of 128 amino acids. Gene Ontology annotation, biological process: negative regulation of translational initiation. Gene Ontology annotation, molecular function: mRNA regulatory element binding translation repressor activity. The record is from RefSeq and is a predicted model, not a curated record.
ACAUGAUUGACGAUUUAUUAUUUUUUGGUGGAAUUAAAUUUAAAUGAAUUUUUCACCUUGAGUUAAGGAUUAAUGCGAUCUGCUGUUGACGCCUGUGUUUGCCUGUGACUACCCUGGAACAACUUUUUCUUCUGAUCAUUUCAACAACUGAGGAAAAUGACUGAUUCCUUAGACAUGAAGGCGCCUAAUAUGGCAAACACACCAGGCUCUGGGGCACAGGAGAUUAUAGUAUCCAAUGGACACACUGAAAGUGAGCCUAAUCCUUUUGCUGAGUACAUGUGGAUGGAGCAUGAAGAAGAAUACAACAGACAGGUAGAAGAGGAAUUAUGGGAGGAGGAAUUCUUGGAGCGUUGUUUUCAGGAGAUGCUGGAUGAGGAGGACCAAGAAUGGUUCAUUCCAGAGCGGGAUUUGCCAGGCAUCAACCAGAUGCAGCAACAAAUGAAUGGACUGUCCAUAAAUGACAGCAGCAAGACAGAGGAACUCGUGAGUAAAAGUACUCUGAAUCCUGACGCCAAGGAAUUUGUUCCUGGAGUGAAGUAUUGAAAUUCUGAGAUUCUGCAGGCAGCCCUCUGCUGGAGGAAGCAACAAAAAAAAAUACAAUCUCUGAACACUGUGAAGCAAGUCACUUUUUAGGAGGGCCUAUUUGUUAUAGAUGCUAUUGGAUUACCUACCCUCUAUCCCUUCCCAACCGAAGACCUGUUUUAGAUUUACUGUUUUGUUUUUUGGCUUGGUUCGGCUUUAUUGCAAAAACAGCUUGGUCCUUUCACACUUUCUGGUACGUGCAAGGCCAAGUCGGCAUGCUCUUACUGGUGUACGGUAUUCCGUCUGCCACGUAUCACAGUGGGUCUGUUACUCAAAACGACUGGUUUAAUGGCUUGGUGAGUGGGGAAGGAGGUGAAUUGAACGCAAUGCCAGAAGUUGCUCAGUUUAGGGUACUUCGUUAUCUUCUGGAAGAUGAAUUUAAAGUGACAGUAUCCUUUUUUUAAAAAUAUAAUUAAAAAUUGGCUUAAGCGAAAUAACAAAAGCACUUUGCCAAAAGAAAUUGAUUCUAAAAGAAUUGAAAAAUUACCAACUGCUGGAAACACACACACGCACACACCCUUUGGUUAUUUUACUGCCUGAUCAUAAACUUUCCCCUUUUCCCUUAUCUGAGAGCCUUACAAAAGGCAGAGAUGUAGAACAGCUAUACAGCAUACAGUAUUACCACUGCCAUUACAUGUAGUCAAUUUUAUGGUCUAACCGAAUUUCUUUCUAAAAUAACAUUGAAACUAGCAGUAAAGGGAACUUGCUGUAGAAGCUAAAUAUGUUACAAUGCACAUUGUAAGAUUUAUAAAUGCAGUAUAUGUAACUUUUUGGGGUUUUUUUUUCCAAAAUGCAGCCCAAAUGGGCGAAAAGCAAAGCAAAAGGGAUGCUGUUUGUUAGAAUGAGUUUGUGUGGGGAAAUCCUUUACUGACUGAAAAUUGGGUUGCGCUUUUCACGGCGGGAGAGGAAGGUGGGCCAUGACAAAAAAAAAUUUCCCAAACUACAGAGUCCACAAGUGCUCGGCAAAGAGCUUUGCGUGCAGCAAAUACCAGACAUGGGAAUCCAGCUCUCUCAAGUUUUCAGAAACAUCAUUGCUUGUGUCUGCCUUAAUGGUGAAAAUGGCAUCGCUGUUGCAGCCUCUCUCGCACUUUCUAUCUCCCUGGGAAGAUGAUGCUCCUUCAAGGCUCGGAUUUGUUUUUCUUUUCUGAUCUCAAGGACAAGUGAGUGCAAAAAAAAAACAGUACUGGAAAGUAGAUUUUAUUAUAAGAAAACAAUAAGGUACUUGGCUACUCUUCUAAAGCUUUGGUCAGUGGAAAGUCAGGAAGGUCAAAGGUUGAAUGUGGAUUUUUAAAAAGAUCAUGAGUAAAUUCUUUGGGUGAUGGGGAUGUGUAGGUUCAGGACCUGAUGGUAUAAAAGUGGUUUGGCAGAUGCCCUUAUUUAAGUAGGGUUAACACUUUUGUUUUGCACAUUGUGUUUCAGUGGGAGGGAAUUGAAUUGGGUCUUAAGUUGUGAAUCUCACCUUAUUCUUUAAUUUUGCUUAAAGGUCUCAUAAUUCAUCACAAGGCACAGAAUUAAGUGUUGGGGGAGGGAAUUAAUUUCCAAUUUGAUGGAAAAAAAUAAAGAUCUGAUGCCUAAUUUCUUUUGUGAAAGCUUUAGUUAAUCUAAUACAAAAUCUGUUGUGGGGAGGGGUGGGGGAGCAACCUUAGUCUUCACUCUGCAGUGCUUUGGUCAUUGAUAUCUGUAUUCUAGUGCUGGGGAGAUGCUCUCCAGUGGGUGUAAGUGGUUUCUGAAGUAUUGACAUUUUUCUAUGAAUUUGACAGUUUUGAGCUCGUUAGACUUCCACUUCUCCAAACCACCUGCCCUUAAAACCGUGCAAGUCCUGAACAAGUGGGGAUUUUCAACCCCACGCUACUCAUUUUCAGAUAUUGAAGUUGCUGUAUUUCUUCCUGAACCUUGUGUCAGCUUAUAUUAACAAAAAUCUGUUUUAUUGCUAAUAAUUUAAACCUAGUUUACCCGAUUGAAAGUGUUCCAAAAUAUUUUUCUUGUACCAAUUUCCUGUUUCACUCAACUGAUCCCACAAACGUCGAUUAGCUCUUUUUUGUGGCUAUAUAGUGAUGAGAACAGUUCCAAUCUCUAGAACGAGAUCACUACUGAGAUGCUUUGGCAAUUUCCAUGAUAAUUGAUUGCAUACUAACAGUCCUUUACUCUCUCAUCUCUCUGACCCACUCUGUGGUUCUAAAUUUACAAAGAUAGUGGAAAUUCCAUUAUAGUUGCAUUAAUAAAUGAGGAACUCAUUUUACAUGCUGUUAUGCAGAACACCUGAUUGUGGCCUGAAGCAUCAGUUUAUAGCUCCCUCAAUGCCCGAGUUACACUUCAUACUGUCAUUAAAGAAUCUUACAUAUAAGCUUCUGCAUAAUGUAUCCUGUCAUGUAAUACUUCAUUAGAAACUAACUCUCCUUUAUACAUUUUAUAAACUAGAUGGAUGAUAUUGUAUCGUUCUGACAAUCAGCUCUUGACCUUUUCAGCUGAAACAAUUUUAAGAUAUUGGGUCUGUUUCAAGGUGACACGUUUUUUUUCCCCUGGUGUCCCAUCACACAUGCAGUUUUGGCUGGCUUUGCUCAAGGUGGAUUGACAUUUGGAAGAAAGAAAUAUUCCAUUUUUGCCAUCCUGUGUCAGCAUUAAGCACUUCUGGAUUGGUUCUAAUGUGGGUCAAAUGGUUCCCCUCUGCACUUUGCUUCAUUAGAACAACACUUGCACAUGCUUUCCACCAAGCUGACAUUCCCCUUCUGCAAACUUCUUGUGGCUUCUCUGAGUGAAGUACCAGUUGCUGCUGAACUGUGGUCACUUUUGUACUGCAUGAACGCCCAGCAGAUAAUUCCUUUUGUCUGGAUCUGGAACUUCAAUUCCAUCAAUCUGGAGGAUUGAAAGCUACAUUCUGGGGGUGAAUAAUGAGUUUGGUCUCUUGUUGACCCAGUAAUUAAAGGCACUGCCCCAUUUGUGAAAUAAUACAGACCAGGACCAGGAGGCCCUUGAUUCAAUCCUCGAUGUGUAACAAGUAAAGCUGAUCACAGCAGAGGAAGCAGCAAUGGAUAUUUUAUUAUUGGAUCUGCACCCUGGACUAAAGAAAAGAAAGUAAUAUAGGAUCUAUCUUCUUAUCAAUGUCCAGUCUUGAUGGAAAAGUGCACAUAUUUGAAUGGUUAGCUGAAGCCUGAUCAGGUUCAGUUGUGACCUCCAGUUGAAUCCUCUGCUUCUGAGUGUUGUUUCUGGGGAAUAGUCACUUUUGAGGGACUUUGGGGUUGCCAGCACUGACAGACCAUAUUUGAGCAUAAGUUGGUGCCUUCAGGAGGAAAGGUGGUUAAAAUUUGAAUAGGAUGAUGAGGGUGUUUAGGAGGGGAAAGUUCUGAUAUGAGAACUCAUCCCCUAGUUGGAAAAUUCUCCAUUUUAAUAUCUUUUUAAAAGUAACGUCAAAAUAACUUUUGGGUUUUUUCCUGAAACUGUUAAUUUUAGUAAUUACUGCUUUAUUUCACCCUGCCGACCAGCCUGCCCAAAAGGAGAAAAAUGGUAUGCUGCUGAUGUUUCUCCUGUUCUGGUAUGUUCCACCAUAUUGCCACAAUCGUAAACUUCCAGGGAAAAAAGCUCAUCACAGUGCAUUGUCUGAAUUUUAGUAUUGAAGCAGCUGAGAGAAGAAUUUCUGCUGCUUUAAUAGCAUUGCAGGAAGGCAGGGUACUACAUUCUAUGUUAGUGUAUGUCGCAUUUAAAAUAAUGUGUGGCAACUAUCUUGCCUCCUCCACCCAACUCCCCCAUCUUGAAUCUUUAACUAGACUAUAAAUUGAAAAUUGUUUCAAAACUCCUGUGCAGUAAUAACUGGGAAUUAGAGCAUCAAGAUGAAUGAAACAAACCCAUCUAGGGACUUGAGUAUCUUUUCUGAUUAGAAGAAAGGUGUAAUUUGGCCAUAUGUUAAGUCUGAGGAGAUCUCUAGCUAUUAAAGCUGCUCCUUUUUUAAAAAAAAAUAAUUCUGGUAGUCAUCCAAAACAUUGUUAAUGCCACCAUAGAAUUGAACUUUAGCCGGGUUUAUUUGGGUGCAUUAGGUUCUUGUGGCUAUUUGGCAAAUUGGCAGGUGUUUCUCCCUCUCUUACCCCCUUCCCCACUUCCCUCACUUCACCCCUUCAUAGCUGUCUAUUGAAUAUCUGUGGAGUAACGAGGAUUUGCCUCAAAGUGCAGCUUGUACCUCAUAUUGACUACAUUUCCCCAUCACCCAGUUUCACACCUAGCUGUUUCAAGAUGUAACCAGACCCUUCAGAUUGUGGGAUUUGUGUAUGCUUGCAUUCGUUAGCUUUUGUACACUUCCUAUUUAUGCCCACGUUUUGAAACUAGAAGCAAAUUAAUGCUCCAAUGUAAAUACCCUGUCCCAUCAUGCACUUAACCUUUCAUUUUCUCUCAAAUUUCAGGGGGAAAGAGGGGGAGGUAUUUUUGGUUUUGAGACCCAUGCAUUUCAAAAUUUGUGUUUUUUAAAUUGCAAAUAGGAUGUGUGUAACCCCCUGUGCUUUCAUCAGUCUUUCACAAUUCGAUGGUACAUUGCAUUGUGGAUAAAAGUUCCUGGUCAGCUCUAUGGUUCAUGUACAUCACUGCUGACUAUUUUGUUUACUACUUGCAUGCACAGGAGGAGCUGGUGCUUUAGAACAGGUCAGCAUGUGAGGGAGAGCUGAUGUUUUAAUGGUGUAAAGAUCUGUACACCAGAUUUGCUUUUUAAAUUAUGCAGGAAAAAAAUUGAGGACUAAAUUUGGUUGUUUUAUGUGCUGCCAUUAUCCUGGCUGCUCCAUACAUUCUAGAUGUAUUUGUGUGCAUAAAUUCAGCAUUUUCCAUCAAGAUUUGCCUGUAUGUGGGGAAGUAAAAACAGCAAACUAAAAUGCUAGACUUGUCAGGGCAGUUUGAAGUUCUGGGCUCUUUAAGUCCCAGCUGUUCAUUUCUAAGCUUGCUGUGUAAAUUGAAUAGUUGGCAUUGGUGCUAGAACUCUGGUCCCUUUCCCAUUUGUGUUAGCUUGCUACCUAAAUUUUAUUUUAAAUUUGCAUUUCACUUGGUACCAUACGCACUUGAGAUAUUGAGCAAUGCUGGAGGACCACAUUUGGAAAACCUCCAACUUUGCAUCUGGAGAAUAAUUACAACAUUUCUGACUUAACAGUAGUGAGUGCAUUUCCAAAAUAUUGUGUUGACAUUUUGGGACAUCUUGCGGUCAUGAAAAGCACCAUAAAAAACAUUUCUUUC